Molecule: messenger RNA, 993 nt
Organism: Acanthosepion pharaonis
Lineage: Eukaryota; Metazoa; Mollusca; Cephalopoda; Sepiida; Sepiidae
Source: the annotation of a GenBank genome assembly
AUGCUACAUGGACCUUUCAAAUGUGGACUCUGUGACAAGGAGUUUUUUCUUCGGAGAACGCUCAUUGUCCAUUGGAGGCGACAUAUGGCGGGCCCGACCUUCUCUUGUUACCUGUGUCCGAAAGCAUUUUACCUGAAGACCCGAUUAGCGAGCCACCUUCGGUUACAUGUGUUCACUGAUGUUUCAAAAGAGUGGAGGCGGAAGAAAAAAAAAGACAAAAUGGAUAUCGGCGACAGCCCUUGCCGUCUUCCCAAAUUGGUGCCUUUGUAUGUGAACAAGUCUAAGAUCUCUGACGAUAGUUACUGCUCAGAAGCGACACCUCUGAAGGUUAUUACUACAUCCAGGAAGAGUGCAAGUGAUGACACCCAAGGUGCACCCCGGAUAUACCGUUGCAUUCCAUCCGGUAAAAAUAACAAUAUUUAUGUUGAGGUGGGUGCCGAGGGCAUGCCUGGCCUGGAACCACCCCGAGGGAAAAUGGGUGAAAAGGUGAGCAUGACUUACCAGCAAGUUGUCUCUCGGGUCAAAGAGAUUGUUCUAAAGAGAAGUGCAAAAAAUACAGCAACAGAUAAAGAAGUUGAAGCAGCAUCAGCUAAUCAACCAUUGUUCCAGUGCGACAUAUGCAAGAAAAGCUUUGCCAGAAAUCUAUCCCUGAAGGUCCACCAAAAAUCUCACCGUAGUUCUUCAAUUUCUGGCAGCAGCAACAGCACAACGAUGACUUCAACAAAUGUCUCACCCCAUGAGGACCCACCCAAACAAAAUUUUGGGCCUUUCCCUUACUGUAAUUCAUCAAUGAAAAUAAUUGUUGCCUGUUCUCGUUGCGGGGAGAGAAACUUCAAGUCUCUUGAGGAACUAGAGCGCCAUGUUUGUUCGGAACUUAAAGCCAAGAAUCAUACCUGUAACAUCUGUGGGAAACAUUUCAAAUUUAGGUGUCGUUUAACCACACACAUCUUAAAACAUCAGCACGUGAAACCAUGUCGAGUGCCAUGUCUCUAA